This is a messenger RNA of Bombyx mori (domestic silkworm), 1068 nucleotides long. It is a transcript of the gene CPG10, whose product is annotated as cuticular protein glycine-rich 10. The record is from RefSeq and is marked provisional. The coding region runs from base 11 to 685 and encodes 224 amino acids. The transcript is spliced from 4 exons. Lineage: Eukaryota; Metazoa; Arthropoda; Insecta; Lepidoptera; Bombycidae.
AGUUGUCAAAAUGGGACACGGUGGAGUGGUGGUGAGCUUCUUGGCGCUGGCGGCUGUGGCGUCGGCGUCUAUUGGUGAUGGUGAUAACUCCUUGGAUGGAGGCGAGCGUGUAGUUCUCGUAGCGCCCGUACUGGCGCCCCCGAGGGAUUCUAGAACUCAUGUAACGGACCGAGCGAGACAGUUCCCCAUACUAGUGCUCCUGGCUCAACCACAAAUUUCAGACUACCGUCCUGAACCCUCAGCCAAAUCUUUGAAGGGACAUCUUGAACCUAUUUACGUGCAGAAACUUGAAGACCAAGAGAAUAACAAGCGAACUCUCAACAGGCAGAAGCGGACUUUGUUCUUUGGACUCAAAGGUUACAGAAAAGGCCACCACGGAUACGACAGGGGCGGUGGAUAUGGCGGGGGCGGUGGAUAUGGCGGAGGCGGUGGAUAUGGCGGGGGCGGUGGUUAUGGCGGGGGCGGUGGUUAUGGCGGGGGCGGUGGAUAUGGCGGGGGCAGUGGAUAUGGUGGGGGCGGCGGAUAUGGUGGGGGCGGCGGACACGGCGGCGGAUAUGGUGGGGGUGGCGGACACGGCGGCGGAUACGGCGGUAAUCAAGGCAAUUAUGGAUACCCUACAGGGUGUGGGGGCGGUUGCGGUGGCGGACAAGGUUCCGCUAUAGCCAUUGCUACUGCCAACGGGUAAAAACGUUAACUUGGCCAGAUCUAAGUGACAGUUUCCUGUGACUUUGCGAAUUAUUAUUGAAUUCGGUAAUCGGACGUUCAACGCUAUACGCCAAAAUAGUUUUAAAGGUUAUUUAUCCAAGUUUAUAACUAACUACAACAUAUAAAGUUAGGCCUGUAAAAUAUGUAUGUAUGUAUUACCAAAAAUAUAUAUAUACUUUAUUUGUAUGGAUGACUAAAGUAUACAAAUUUAAGAAAAUUUAAGAAAAUCUUUUACUUCAAAUCUGUAUAAUUAUGUAUUUACAAUAAUUCUAAGCCUUAUUUUUUAUGAAACCUUAAAUGCAUAAUAUAUGUAUAUGUAUUGUUCAUCUAAAUCCUUAGCCGAUAUCAAAUAAAGUUUUUUUU